This is a messenger RNA of Carya illinoinensis, 435 nucleotides long. RefSeq lists its product as uncharacterized. The coding region runs from base 1 to 435 and encodes 144 amino acids. The transcript has a single exon. Lineage: Eukaryota; Viridiplantae; Streptophyta; Magnoliopsida; Fagales; Juglandaceae. The record is from RefSeq and is a predicted model, not a curated record.
AUGGCUCCUCCACGUUCUCCCAUCAUAACUCGCUCCUCCACCAACUCUCUCCGACCACGGAUUGCCACUGAUGGUACCAUUCCCUAUCCUUCUCGAAAUUGUUUUAUCACUACUGCUACUGUACCUGAUGAUCCUUCAAGCUACUCUACAGCCUCUAAGUUCCCAGAUUGGCGUAAAGCCAUGGCUCAAGAGUACACUGCUCUCAUGAAAAACCGUACAUGGAGUCUUGUUUCCCCUGUCAAUAUUUCUAACGUGCUUGGCUGCAAGUGGGUUUACAAAACCAAAACCAAUGCUGACGGUUCAUUUGAGAGGAGAAAGGCACGGCUAGUGGCGAAAGGCUUUCACCAACAAUCUGGGGUUGACUACAACGAGACCUUCAGUCCCGUCGUCAAGCCAACCACCGUACGCCUAAUCUUGUCCAUUGCUGUUACCUGA